GGCGACCCGAGCCACGGCCCACGAGCCUGCUUGGCUGGAUUCAACCCCUCCUAUAAACAAGAAAGUGCCUCCUAUAAUCCCCCUUCUCCUCUUCCAAUCUCAGUGUUCCCUCCAUUUCCCGCCGCGUUCUCCGGGCCCGAACCGCCACUUCCUCCUCGGCGACCACGGCCGCGGUGUCCGCCGCCGGGCGAUCCAACGCCUUCCUCCCCGUGCGGACCCGCCCUGGAUGGCCGGGAGAGCCUCUUCCGUGGAGCGCGUGAAGGAGCGUUCCACCGGCCUCGACAAGUUCGUCCUCCGCGAGGCCCGCGGCAGCUCCGCCGAGGUAUACUUGUAUGGAGGCCAAGUAACCUCUUGGAAAAAUAACUCUGGAGAACAACAGCUAUUUCUCAGUAAGAAGGCUUCUUUCAAACCACCAAAAGCGAUUCGUGGGGGCAUACAAAUUUGUUUUCCUCAAUUAGGGAACCACGGAGUUCUUGAACAGCAUGGAUUCGCGAGGAACCGACUUUGGAGUGUUGAUGAGAGUCCUCCUCUUCCAGAUACCACUUCUGAUUGUCAUAUUGACUUGAUACUCAAGCAGUCUGAAGAAGAUAUGAAGACCUGGCCACACAGUUAUGAACUUCGUUUGCAAGUUGCUCUUAGUCCGAGGGGAGAUCUGAUCCUCACAUCUCGAAUAAAAAAUAAGAAUGCUGAUGGCAAGCCAUUCCAAUUUACUUUUGCAUUCCAUACAUACUUUUCAGUCUCUGAUAUCAGCGAAGUACGGGUUGAGGGUUUGGAUACCUUGGACUAUCAUGAUAAUCUGCAAUCUAAGAUUCGUUGUACUGAACAAGGCGAUGCAGUUGUAUUCGAAUCUGAAGUGGACAGGAUAUAUCUAAGUGCCCCACCCAAGAUUGUGACAAUUGACCAUGAGAAAAAAAGGACAUUCGUAUUAAGGAAAAAGGAACUUCCUGAUGUUGUUGUUUGGAACCCAUGGGACAGGAAAGCAAAAGCAAUGCCAGAUUUUGGUGCCGAGGAGUACAAGUGCAUGCUGUGUGUAGGGGCUGCACGUAUUGAGAAGCCAAUUACUUUAAGGCCUGGUGAAGAGUGGCAAGGAAGGCAGGAGAUUUCCCCUGUGCCAUCCAGUUACAGCAGUGGACUGUUGGAUCCUGAAAUGAUUCAACAGAUGCAACGUAUCUAGAUCUUUUGGUGGUUGAAAUGCUAUGAAGUCUCUUCAGUGUCAAUAAGAUAAUCUGAAUGUUCUUCAUCCAACUUCCAGCUUUCUUUUUUGUGUACAAUUCCAAAGUAGCCUGUGGUUUUUCUGGAGCAGCACUGGAGUUGAAAUCUCCAUCGUGAUUUAAAGGAGAUGGAGAAUUUUUGUCUAUCUUUAGGGACUUUAUGUACAUUCAUAAUCAGUCGCUUUACAUUACACCUUUUUUUUGCCCUAUUAUAGGAGGCUGAUUUGAAACUGCACAAAUAGUAUGGUGUCAAUUUUGAGUUGUCUCGUGUCAUAUUGCAGCACUUUACCCGUAUGGUGUGUAAUACUCCCUCCGUUCACUAUUAUAAGAGGUUUGGAUA
Messenger RNA from Triticum aestivum (bread wheat), 1551 nucleotides. RefSeq names its product putative glucose-6-phosphate 1-epimerase. The transcript has 9 exons. Gene Ontology annotation, molecular function: glucose-6-phosphate 1-epimerase activity; carbohydrate binding. The coding region runs from base 227 to 1174 and encodes 315 amino acids. The record is from RefSeq and is a predicted model, not a curated record. Gene Ontology annotation, cellular component: cytoplasm. Gene Ontology annotation, biological process: carbohydrate metabolic process. NCBI's taxonomy places the organism in Eukaryota, Viridiplantae, Streptophyta, Magnoliopsida, Poales, Poaceae.